Messenger RNA from Mytilus californianus (California mussel), 5185 nucleotides. RefSeq lists its product as uncharacterized. The record is from RefSeq and is a predicted model, not a curated record. Lineage: Eukaryota; Metazoa; Mollusca; Bivalvia; Mytilida; Mytilidae. The coding region runs from base 113 to 790 and encodes 225 amino acids. The transcript is spliced from 6 exons.
GAAACAAUGUAAAUAAAAGUUUGUUUGAAAGAUAUGAACUGUGACUAUUUUGCAUUUAACCGUUCUAGGAUCCCAAUUGUGUUAGUUUCAGUUCAUUAGCCACUAUAAAGAUAUGGAUGAUUCCCAUUGUAGGGAACUUACACAAUCUUUGAAGCUGGAAUUUGAUACAAAACGAAGACAACUGCUGGAAGUUCAAGCUGAAGUCAACAGAUUGAUCAAACCAAGUGAACUACGAAAAAGUGUAGCUUCUAGUGAAAUAACAUGUGAAAAUAAACUGAUUCUUCUAAGUAUUGAUGAACAAAUGUGCCUUCGUCAUAAAUUAGAUAGAUUGGCUAUGAAAUUGAAAGCAGUCAACACAGCAGGAAGUCAGGAGCAUAUCCAUUUAAAUUCUGUGCAUGAGGAAUUAAUAGCCUUACAUAAAAGGAAAGAUGUGAACACACUCAAUACAAGUAAUGAUUUCCAGAAGCUUGCACGUUUUGUAACAGAUUUACAGUCAGACCACGAAUGGAAUUGUCAGUUAAAAGGAGAAAUAGAAAACCAGAUCAAUAAAGCAUACAGAAAGAUUGCUAAGCAGCAAGUAUUAUUGUCCAGAAGAUGUAGUGAAAGUUCUGAUCCAGUAGAAAAGGAAAAUGCUGGACGCUUAUUGGAUGAUUUCGUUAAACAACACAUAACUUCAAAGAAGCUACCUUUCCAGGAAAGUCAGCAUCAUAUCAACACACUGACACAACCAUUGCCAGAAUCACAUUCACAUAUCAGCAUUCAGGAAAAGCCUAUUUAUUGCAGUCAGUAACUGGGUAAUGCCCAGAAGAAAUCUUUUGGGAAGCGAGCAGAUGUAGAUCAGAUGAUAAAUAAUGUACAAGGAGUUACACAGAGGAAGCUUCCUUUAAAGGAACAAUAUUAAUUUUUAUGUAUAAUUUUUUUUCUGUCUCUCUGUUUGUAACACUUUGUGAACACUACUUCAAAAGUAUUUUUGUACAAAUGCUCUUAUAUUUGGAUAGUUUUUCAUUUUUGCAGUUACAUACAUAGUCCAUACAAUAACACCAUUUAAAUUUGACCAUUUUAUGCAGGAGUUAUGGUACUUCAACAAUUUUUGGCCUAUUUUGGCAUAGUACAAUAUCACAUUGUGAACACUUUUCCUCAUAGUCCAUACAAUAACACCAUUUAGAUUUGACCAUCUUAUGCAGGAGUUAUGGUACAUCAACAAUUUUUGGCCUAUUGUGGCAUGGUACAAUAUCCCAUUGUGAACGCUAUUCCUCAUAGUCCAUACAAUAACACCAUUUAGAUUUGACCAUUUUAUGCAGGAGUUAUGGUACUUCAACAUUUUUUGGCCUAUUGUGGCAUGGUAUAAUAUCACAUUGUGAACACUAUUCCUCAGACCAUUUGUCUGAAAGCAUCACCAUGUUGAUUUGACAAUUUUUGAAGGAGUUAUUUGACUUUAACCAAGUUUUGCUUAUUGGAGCAUUAUGACAUUUUAUUAACACUACUCCUCAAAGACUUUCCUGAAGCUUAAAUACUUUCUAGGAUUAAAAUAGUUAUAAAUCUGCUUGACCUAUCCCUGUGAAAAGAUCAGUUUUAUUUGUAUUUUGUACAACAAUAUUUUUUAUCACAAUUUUUAUUAUUUCUAUUUUUUAAUCUGCAUAUGUAUCUCUCUCAAAUGGUGUAAAGUUUUAUUUCAAAUUUGCUAUACCCUUCUAGUUUGUAUUAUCUGUUAUUUAUAGAAUAGACUUUGUUUUCAUCCCAUUUGAAUAUUUAAACUAAGGGUUUGCCUUUUUGAAACAUAUUGCUUUGCUAAAAAUAUAUUCAAUCUUUGCUCUAGUGCCAUCAGGCAUUAUAAUUUCAUAUUUUGCAGAAAUUACCAGAAUUUUGUUUAAUUUGAAUAUUCUUUCAUGCAAGCACCUGAUGAUUUUGAUGUGGCAGCUACUUUCAUUAGAGUGAUGAUUUGUAUUCUGGUAUUGAAAACAAUGUAAUAUCAAUAUUCAGGGUUAAGAUCUUUUAUUGUAUCUUCUCCUUUUCAUGUCUGCUGUUGUUAGGCAGUCUAUUCUAGAGGUUGUAUUGUACAGUUACAAUGGGGCAUAUCAAUCUUAUAGAAUUAAGCAUUUAGUUACUUCCCCUUACACACUGGGUUGAAAUAGUACUAUUAUGUUAUGUAUUCCUUAUUUAUCAUCAUUGAAAACAGACCUAUCAGAUGUAUUGUCUGAUAGGUAGGUAUCUCAGAAACAGAUUUUUAUUAUUUUAAAAUUCCUACUUCUUCACAAAAAAUGUUCUACCAUUCCCUAUAUCAUGUUCAGUCUAUAAGAAGAUUUAAGAUUUAGUUCAGAUAUUUACUCUUGUAAAAAUUAUAUUAUGUAAACUAUAUAAAAAUAAGAUGUGGUAUGAUUGCCAAUUAGACAACUCUUCACAAGAGACCAAAUAACACAGAAAUUAACAACUAUAGGUCACUGUAUGUUUGCUAUUAAUUUAAUUUUCAGUUGUAUGAUAUUUGAAAUGAAUUACCUUUAGUUUAAGUGCUAUACUUUAAUUAGCUGUAAAUCUUGCAUUACAUGGAGAGUUUUGUUUUUAUCUGUUUGAUGCUUGCUAUCAAUCAUAAACUUUUAAAUAACUACUGAUUGGAAGCAAACUUACUUGGCAGCAAUUUUCAUUAUUAAAAAAUAAUCCAGAAAAAUUAUUGUAAAUGUCAUAAUAUAUAAAUCUAUAAAUCUUUGAAUCUUUGAAUCUUUGAAUUUUUGAAUCUUUGAAAAAAAUAAUACAUUAAUGAUCACCUGUAAGGAAUAUGGUUGAUUAACAAAACAAUCUUUAAAUAUGGCAAAUUUGAUCUUUCAUGACAAGUAAAAUGUCAGAAUAAUGAAAUGUCAUGUUAUGGAAAAAAAAAUAUUUGGCAUAAAAACAUAGUUUCACCGUUUCUGAAAGGUAAAGAUUUGACACAUAUAUAGGUGACAUACUUUUGAAAAAAUAUAUGUUUUAAAAUAUAAAGGGCUAUUCCAAAUUUGUUUUAUAUUAGGGGUUGAAAGGCUUCAAGGCAGGUAAUAUUAGUAAUGGAAUAGGGGAGUUCAAAAUAAUCUUUUUAAAGUUAUGUCCCUUUGCAAAAUCACAAAUUCUGAUUAAGUAGAUAAAAAUUGAUAUUUACUUUAAAAAAAACCAAGCAUCUGACUGCUAUAAUAGCAGGACAGCAACAUUAACAGUAAAUUACUACAAAAGAAUACAGUAUAUCUUUUAUCUUGAAACAAACAUUUUGGUUGACCCUCAUAUUACAGUUUUUUUUUAACUUGAAUUGUUUUUUCUUGAAAUAUGUGUAGACAAAAGCAACUUUUUUCUCAUUUUUCCAAAUUUUGGUAGUGAAAUGAACUUGAUAAACUCUUUCUUUUGAUAUCCAUAGUUUUUAAAAUUUGAAUUUGUCAUAAGUGAAUUUUAUAGUGUAAAAACUGAAAAAGACAUAUAUAAGACCUCAAAAGCCACUAAUAACUGAAAUCUGAAAAUGUGUUGUUAUCAUUUUUCCAUUUUUCGAAUCUGGACAUUAAUGAAUAACAAAAAGUAGAGAUAAAAUUGUAAUAUGUAUUGACAGAAGUGAGAAUAGGUGAAAUACAGGGUUCAGCAGCACCUCUUGGAUCUCUCUGUGCUUUCAUUUGUUUUCUUUGAACAUGCAGUUGAAAAGUUGAUCUUUUUAAUCAAUAGAAAUCCCAAAUGAAUACAAAAAUUUAGUCCCAUUUUGAUAUUUACAUAUGUUUUGUUAUAUUUUAUUUUUAUGUGCCUUUUAUAUAUAUAUAUAUAGUGCUAGUCGAAGCUUAUAACCUGCUUUACACAGGCUUUUUGAAUGAUUAAUUCUUAGUGAUUUGAAUGAUUAUUGUGUGAUUGUUAAGUUUGAAUAAUGAAUUAUAACAAGUAGCUUUACUGUUUUUUUUAUUUUUAUGCCCCACCUAGGGGCAUUAUGUUUUUUUGGUCUGUGUAUCCGUUCGUCCGUCUGUCUGUCCAGCUUCAGGUUUUAAGUUUUUGGUCAAGGUAGUUUUUGAUGAAGUUGAAGUCCAAUCAACUUGAAACUUAGUACACAUGUUCCCUAUGAUAUGAUCUUUCUAAUUUUAAAAAGUUUUGACCCCAAUUUGACGGUCUACUGAACAUAGAAAAUGAUAGUGUGAGUGGGGCAUCCGUGUACUAUGGGCACAUUCUUGUUCUUGCCCUGAUUUUACUUUUCAUGCUCCCCUAAAGAAAAAAAUUGGAAGCAUUUUUAUGGGAGGUCUGAAACAAUUUUUCCUCAAUAAUAACUUAAUAAGUUUCCCUUGCUGGAUUGGAACGAACAUUUACAGAUUGAAGAAAAGAAAGCAUAUUGAUUUUGGGUCAAAGUUCAAGGCCACUGAAGAAAGCCUACUAACUUUAAGGUCAGUUGAUCAAAAGUGAAUGUUUUGACAAUACAUGUAUUAUUGAGCAUGUGCCCCCAGAAUUGGCAGAUCACCCAGGGUCAGUGGAAAUCACUGCCAAUUUUUUUUAAGGGGAUGCCCUAAAAAAGGAUUCCCUAUAUAUUUAAGCUGAGGAAAAAGUAUUGAUAACAAAUUUGGUAUCUACAUAACAGACUUUAUACUCCUCCAAACAGUAUGUUUUCUGGUCUCUGCAUUGGUCCAUUAUUCCACCUCUCCCAUAUCAGGUUAAAGUUUUUGGUUGUAGUUUAUUAUGAAGUUGAAGUCACAUCAACUUGAAACUUGGUACACAUUUUCAUUAUGAUGUGAAGUUUUUAAUUUAAUGCCAAAUUACGGUUAUGACCUGAAUUUCAUUGUUCCCUGAACAUGGAAAUGUAAUAGUAUGAAAUUAGUUCAUUUUGAGGUUAAAGUUUUUGGUCAAGGUAGUUUAUGAAGAAGUUGUUUUCAGAUCAACUUGAAGCUCUGGCACAUCUCAUUUCCAUGAGAUAAUUUGGACCUGCCCCUCUGUCAUGGUCUACUGACUUUGAAACGUUUUUAGUUAACAUGAUAAAGUUUGUGAUUAGGUCAGCUUAAGAUAAACUACUAAUGUUAGGUCAAUGACAUUUAUUAUGCAGUUGUUUUAGCAUUUGCACGUCUCAUUUCCAUGGAGAUUACACAGCCCUGCCUCCUCAUCAUGGUUCAUUGACUGACACUUUUGCAGCUUCUAUUUUAAAGUUUGUGUUUAGGUCAUUUUAAAGAGAACCAUUUUUGUGGAGCCUGCGACUUUUGUCGCAAAAGCGAGA